AUGGAAGCGAGAGCCCUUGAGGAGUGUCUGGGGGCCGCCGGCCAAGGCUCCCUCCUGGGCAAGCGGGCGGGGAAGACGCUUUCCAAGCUCCCGGAUCGCCGCAGGCCGCGAGAGCCAGCCGGGGCUCGUCUGGAGGUGAGCUACACUUUUGUUUCCCCACUUCUGAGUGAUAAAACUCACUUCCCCUUUUUCUACAAGACAGUUCCCCAAGAAGGAAUCCAGUACCCAGCAAUUGUGAAAUUGCUGCAGCAUUUUAGAUGGACAAUGGUUGCUCUUCUUGUUGAUUCAGAUACUGACAAUGGAGAGCGAUUCAUGAGGAUCUUCACACCCGUGCUUGUCAAGAAAGGGAUCUGCGUUGUUUUCUCAGAAACAAUCUCAAGGAAAACAGUGGAACUGGACCACAUCCCUGGUCUUUUUCUCAAGUGGAGCCAAGUCAAUGUAUUUCUUUAUCAUGCUGAGAGUAUAGACUUUAUAGCUGGAAUCAAAACUGUACAACUGAUAUUUCAUUUACUGAACACAGCCAUGACAGGGAAAGUCUGGAUUGCAACAGCAUUGUGGGAUCUCACCUUGCAGUUGAUGUACACUAAUCUGCCUUUCAAGUAUACCCAUAGUAUUUUUUCCUUCCUUAUCCAGAUGGAUAAUAGGACAGUAUAUGGUCAUUUUGGGGUUAUUUACUCUUUCAUCAAGCAUUUUGUAACUGAAAAUUUUAACUGUUUAUAUACAAAGCAUGCCUUGUCCGUAAAAGGCUGGACAAGAUGCACUGAAAAAGAAAAAAUGGAGACCCUGUACCCAGGAGAAAUUAAAAUCAUCCUAUCCCUAGACAGCUACCGUAUUUACAAUACCGUCUGGGCUGUGGCACGAGCCUUAAAUGCUGCAUAUUUAUCCAGCUCCAAGAAGAUAAUGAGGGAGGGUAGACACAGAUUAGAAAGCCAAAGGCUGCAGCCAUGGCAGCCCCUGCCCCAUUCCAGAUGUGUGGAAAUCUGCCAUCGUGGCUUUGUCAAAGUGGUCCGGGAAGGAGAGCCACGUUGCUGUUAUGAUUGUAUUCUUUGCAUGGAAGGGACUGUCUCCACUCAGGAAGAUGCAGCACAUUGCACCAGAUGUCAGGAAGGUCAACAUCAAAAUGAGGGUCGAGAUCAAUGUGUCCCCAAGACCAUAACCUUCCUGUCCUAUGAAGAGAGUUUGGGGAUCAUCCUUGCUUCCUUUGCACUGUUGUUGUCCUUAGCCACAGGGUUUGUAUUAGGAAUCUUCAUUAAAUUCCUAGAAACUCCGAUAGUCAAAGCCAACAACCAGAGUCUCUCCUAUAUUCUCCUCAUCUCCCUCCUGCUUUCCUUCUUGUCCUCUUUCCUGUUCAUUGGCCGCCCAAAGAAAGCCACCUGCCUUCUCCGACAAAUGGUCUUCAGCAUCAUCUUCUCAGUUGCUGUCUCUUCUGUCUUGGCCAAAACAAUCACAGUGGUGCUGGCCUUCCUGGCCACAAAGCCAGGAAACAGGGUGAGCAGUUGGCUGGGGAAGACUUUGGCCAAUACUAUUGUUCUUUCUUGUGCUUGUGUUCAAGUGGUUAUCUGUGCCACCUGGUUGGGAAUCUCUCCUCCAUUUCCAGACUAUGACUUGAACUCCCAGCAUGGAGAGAUCAUCCUACAAUGCAAUGAAGGGUCCAUAGCUAUGUUUUAUAGUGUCCUUGGCUACAUGGGCUUCCUGGCUGCCAUCUGCUUUGUGGUGGCUUUCCUAGCCAGGAACCUGCCUGGAAUCUUCAAUGAAGCCAAGCUGAUCACCUUCAGCAUGUUGGUCUUUUGCAGCGUUUGGGUGUCGUUUCUGCCUACCUACCUGAGCACCAAAGGGAAAUACAUGGUGGCCGUGCAGAUCUUCUCCAUCUUGGCCUCCAGUGCUGGGCUGCUGGGCUGCAUCUUUAUCCCCAAGUGUUAUAUUAUUGUGGUGAGGCCAGAUCUGAAUACAAAAAGAUACCUAGCAACAAAAAUAAAAUUAUAA
Messenger RNA from Python bivittatus (Burmese python), 1983 nucleotides. The record is from RefSeq and is a predicted model, not a curated record. NCBI's taxonomy places the organism in Eukaryota, Metazoa, Chordata, Lepidosauria, Squamata, Pythonidae.